AUGGAUGAGGUAGAGCUCCACUUGCAGAUUUCAACCAACACCCGUAAAAGGAGUAGCAAGGAAGUAAGUGCUAGUGAAGAGGCAGUUGAGAUACAACAAAUGAAUGGGGAUAUUGGAGAGGGGAUUAUAGAGAAACAAGUAGAAAGUGAUAUGGAAUUUUGCCUUAAUCAUCUGGUUUCUCAAGAAAUUGAGGAAGCUGAUUUGUGUAUCUCAACGGGUUGUGGUGGCUGA
This is a messenger RNA of Ilex paraguariensis (yerba mate), 231 nucleotides long. The record is from the annotation of a GenBank genome assembly. NCBI's taxonomy places the organism in Eukaryota, Viridiplantae, Streptophyta, Magnoliopsida, Aquifoliales, Aquifoliaceae.